AUUACGCUUAAUUUGUAUUGUUUGCUUAGCGGGGUGUUCUUAGUACAUUUUGUGUACCAUAACCUAUAAAUAGUCUACUAGAUUAAAAACUUUCAACAAAACAUCUGAAGUAUUACCACUGUACUUGCAUUUCAGAUGCUCCAGUCUUUUUGCCACAAUGAUAAGAAAUACCAAGCACGAUCCUUCCAAAACUCUUGAAGACUUGGGUUACGCAUUUAAUGAUGAAGGCAAGUUGAUGAAGUUGGACCCGGAAACUAAAAAAGCAGGGACUGAGCCAUUUAACUUUAUGAUCAGCGAAGAUGAAAACUACAACCAAGAACACUACGAGAUGGUGGGGGAGGCCAUCACGGACCACGUGUACCAGCUGCUGGAGGAGCAGUUACACAUGCACAAGCUGCCGGUCCCCUCCGACUACAGGUUCGAGCACCGCUCCUUCGUGUUCGUGACCAAGGACGUGUUCGUCAACACGGAGAAGCUGCUUGUCUUGGUGCACGGCAGCGGCGUGGUCCGUGCGGGGCAGUGGGCCAGGAGUAUUAUAAUAAAUGACAGUCUGCAAGCGGGUAGCAUGGUGCCUUUCAUAAAGAAAGCACAGGAGCUGGGCUACGCUGUUCUCGUCACAAACACCAAUGACAAUGACAGGUUCCUGAAUGGCAAGCGAAUCGUCAUCAAGGGAAGCAGUUCUCCCAAAGAGCAUUUUGAUUUUGUGUGGAAGAACUACGUGAGAGAUUGCAAGUGUAAGCACGUAGCGAUCCUGGCACACAGCUAUGGUGGACUGCUCAUCGUUGAGAUGGUGGAAAAGUAUUUUUCAGAGUUCAAAGAAAGGGUCUUUGCAAUAGCUUUUACUGAUUCUGUACAUAGCAUUACAGGUCAAAAAGUCAGUAAGAAGGUAUCAGACUUUUUACAGAAGGUGUCCAUUAACUGGGUCGCUAGUGACUUGCCGUUGGACACGGCUGUGAAAACUCCUCACAAUGAAAUAACACGGCUGUCUGCAGGCCACGAGAAACAUGAAAUGACUACUUGGUCCAGCUUCCAUUCUCUCUUCAGAUUCUUUGAGGACAGGUACCAACACAGCAGAGAGAAGCAAGAGCUGUGAAACAUCACGCACACUUUCAACUUUCUCUUUUGCUUUGCAUUUUGAUUCUUAAAUAUAGCUCUUUUCAUAUUGCCAUACCAAAUUAUUUUUUUUUUAUAAUCACAAGUUUGCUGGAACAGAAUGAUGUACAAGAAUAUUUUGUUGCCUUGUUCUACAGAAAUAGAAGUAUUAUAGACGUAGUCAAUUUUUAUUGGAUAGCCAAAGCUACUGAACUGUAUGUACCAUGAAUUUGAAUGGAAAAUGUGUACACAUUUCAGAGACUGUGAUAUUUUUAUUGUGGAUUUUUUAAAUAUUAUUUUUGACCUAUAUUAAGUUUGGUACGUGUUACUUCUCAUCAUUUUUCCAUUUUUUUUUUUUCCAUUGAAUAAUUGUAUAUUUAAGUGAAACUAUUGACUCAGUGGUUAUUAUAUAUGUUUCAGUUAAUGAAAAAAUUAAUUAACUGGUACUUACUUUGUCUGAUUGUUGUAACAAAGUACUUGAACAAGAUAUUUUCAAAAUUGUAAUAAAUUGUUUUUGAUGAGCAGGUUUGAUAUUCAGUGGAGUGACAGCAUUAGAACUGAUCAUAAAAGUUUUAACAUAUCGUGUAGCCACAGGCAAGCAAAGCCGAGGCAAUCCUAGUAUGAAAGAAAAAAAACAUGUAUAUUAUUGCAAUUAGUUUGAAAGGAUUUGGUUUGUUUUUACGUAGUUGAAUGUGAAGAAUGGUGAAAUCUUAUGUAGUGGAUUGGUAGAGCCACAAUUAUAUUAUUUCACUCCAAACUGGUCUCAACAGUCAAUACCGAAUCAAGCCUUUUUAUAGUGCUCAUUGGUUGGUAACAAGGUCACAUGCUUUGGCAAGUUUCAUAUAAUUGGGUAACCACUUCUUGUUUAUAACUGGUUCAUAUUCAUCAUGAGUGUGUCACGAAACUGUAGUCCAUUGUACAUGUACUUCAAGUCUAUUUUGCUAACCAAUGAGUUCUUGAAAUAUUUUGACUAUGUAUUGGUGUCCAAAUCGACUUUGUAGUUAUUAACUUCGUACAAAAUUGUUGCGGUGUUCAUUCUCAGGCUGCUAGUUUGGUAUCCAUUGCACUUUCAGCUCUGACAAAGUUUAGCUUCUAUCACAUUUUAAACAAUUUUAUCCAUACCUUGAUGUUGUUUACAAAGUUUACAAUGGAAUCUUGUUACGAAGUAUGUAAUUCACUUUAAAGUAAUUCUUGCUCUUAGUUAUGUAUACAUUUUUAAUCCCUACUAGAUGCUUUACAUUUGAAAUAAGUUCAGUACAAACAUACCAUUAAUUACUUUUCAUUAUCAGCAAGUACAUACAUAUCAAGAUAUUUUGUAAUGACCAAAGCAUACUUUUUAGUGGGCAGUGCUAUGUACAUACAGUAUUUGAUGGAUUUACCUGACAUACUGUACUUAACUUACUAUUUUUAUCCUAUAUUCCUCAUCAGCAGAAAUAUUAUUAGGUGUAAUCUAAGUGCCUGUCUUGCUCCACAGUUGUGUGUGUUCAGUUUUGUCGAAAUUCAAGCCCUAAAUGAUAAUUUGUUUUCUAAAUGGCUGCUUAUUGAUCUGUCUAAUUUUUGCAUGUGUCUAAUUUUGCCCAUGGUUGAUAUUAUUUCAACCCAAGCAAAAAUUAAACUUAUGGCAGUCCAGACUCACAUAGUUUUAGCCUGUAAUCAUGAUCUUUGUGCAAGCAUCUAGGUAAUUACAUUGCAAAACUGGGAUGCUAUAGUGCCUGUAGCUCAUAUCUUUACAAAAUAUACAUUUAGUUGUUGGUUGAUUUUUAUAGUUAAUAUUUUUUUUAUGACUGAUCACUUUAGUGAUGUGAUGUAUAAAUGUAUAAAUAAUAUAUACAUAUGUAUACACAUAAAAAAUUACUUUGUAAAAGAAGUGGCAGAAGUCAUAAUUAAAAAUGAUCUUCUAGUUUGGAAAGAGAAGUUCUGGAGAAAUGUAGGUAUGUUGUUGAUAUAACUUUAUACUAUCAUUAUUUAAUGAUUGUGUACAAUGACUAUAAUGUACGUACUGUUUUGUACUUAGUUCAAAGCUAUUGUGUUGUGUAUAGGAUUUAAGUUUUUGAAGUGCUAGUAUGCUAUUCUUUAAUGUUCACUUGCAUUUAUUCUGGGCCAUAUUCAAAGUAAUCUGUUUUGUGAAGUAUGUAAAAAAUUAGUGUAACUAAUAUGAAUAUGUAGCAAUUUUUAUUUUCGUUAGUUUGGAUAUUUAAAGUGGCAUUCCAUUUAUUAAUGUCUAAUGAGCAAGAAUAUUGUUAUUCAUUGAAUGCAUACAGUUUUUGAGGAACUAAUGUUUACAUAUCUUAAAAUUUGUCAAGUAAAUUUUAAAAGGUGUUUAUUCAUAAUGUAGUACAUACACAAGCCAUUAAAAUUAAUUAGUGUGAUAAUAGUUGUGAUAAUAUGGAUAUUUAGUGGUUGUAGGCACUUUUUAUUGCGUGUGUUGUUUUUUAUAAUGUAGAAAUUUUAAUGUAGUUUAUGUUGCAAAGCAAUAACAAAACACAGCAAAAAGAAUUAUGUUAGGAGUUGAGAAUUGCAAUAAUGUAAUUUUGAUAAAGUUAUUUUUGUAAUGAGUUAUCAUCCGGAGUUACAGGCUUAGAAGUAAAGACUGAACAAAAUAACAUUUGGAACUGUUGUGGCUAAAACACGCCAAAGUGAAUGUUUCAUGUACAUAUAAUUUGUGUUGAGUACAAAUAUGAAUCACUCCUUUUGUUUUGUGGUGAUAGAAGUUUGUUAGGAUCUAUUUCCUAUUGCAUUUUUAAAAGAAAAUUUUUUUGUACUGAAUAAAAUAUGUGUUACUAGUACACGCACGCACACAGCAAUAAAUCAUGAAGAAACCUGGUUAGACAAAAUUUUGAAGUUAAAAUUUUGUAAAAGGUUGUAUUGCAUCCUAAAAAUAAACCUAACUACUGAAAUGAUACCUAAGUUUAAAACAUGUAAUUCAUUAAGAGAAAUGUAGAAUAUGGAAGACUACCUUUAGUCAUUCAGCCAUAUUUUUGCAUCUCGCUAUGGUAGCAUGUCUAAACCAAGAUUUUCAUUGUGUGGAGUGGAUUUUGUAUUGUUAUUGCAUGGUAAUUGUUUUUAUGCCACAAGAGCCUAUCCACAGCCAAGUGGUCAAACUAUUGUAAGUACACGUACUGUGUGUAAUACAUAUUUGUGGUACAAGAUAUAGAUCUUUUUAUAUUAGGUGCUUGUUAUGUUAGGGUAUAAGGUACAUGCACUUAAAGAUAUCAGUUAAGUGUACAAAUUGAAUUCAGUUAUCCAGCCUGAAAAUAUACAUAAAUUAUAUUUAGUUUAAACAUUUUCACAUUUUAUCUACAAAUUGUUCUGUCAAGAUCUAUUGAGUUCUUCUUGUGAGUGCUAUAGUAAUUAAAAUAAUAUACGCCUAUUGAGGGUUUGUUUUUUUUCUUUAAAAGUUAGUUUUAAAUCAAGAAGAGUAGUGGGUGUUGUGUUUAAAUCUUAAGUGCAAACCUAAUCAUAAUUUUAGUACAUUUACUAUAGUAAACCCUGUAAUUUUUUAAAACAAGAAAUGAUUUAUUUUAAAUUUUAGUAUAAUUUUCUAAAAAAUUUUUUGCCAUUUGCUAAAGUAGUUUUAUUUUGUUAAACUUUUGACUGUUUAUAAAUAUAUUUUGACAUCAAAGAAUAGAUGUUUCAAAGUAUGUAAUGAGAUUGAGCAAUUAUUUUCUGAUGUAUUUUUUCUGGCCUGACCCAGACACUGUUUUAAUCAAUUUUUAGGUUUAAAAUAAAAAAUUCUAAACGUAGGGGUUUUUUUUUUUUUUUUUUUCCAAUUCACAUGUGCAAAAUUUUAAUGUCUGCAUCACCAGCAGGUGAAUUUUAACUGCACAGUUGUAGCACAGACGUUGAAAUCUAGCAAUUGGACUGAAUUUGGUGCAAUGUGGGCACACACCACUACAUAUGUAAUUAGUGAAUUUGGACAGAUAUGUAUUUGUAUGUUUCCAGAGGUAAAUUGUUCCAAGUUUGAAAUAAAUAAAUACAUGGGCUAAUAGCUUUUAGUGGAAUGUAUUUUGCUUUUAUUUUUGUCUUGAGUUGUACAGUGAAAUCAUUUUUUUAAAGAAUAAAGUUUAUUUGUUUAAAAAAA
Molecule: messenger RNA, 5173 nt
Organism: Bacillus rossius redtenbacheri
Lineage: Eukaryota; Metazoa; Arthropoda; Insecta; Phasmatodea; Bacillidae
Product: FAM172 family protein homolog CG10038
Exons: 9
Coding region: 158-1093 (311 amino acids)
Biological process (GO): regulatory ncRNA-mediated heterochromatin formation
Cellular component (GO): nucleus
Molecular function (GO): siRNA binding
Source: RefSeq, a predicted model, not a curated record